Strongylus vulgaris is the source of this 321-nucleotide messenger RNA. The record is from the annotation of a GenBank genome assembly. NCBI's taxonomy places the organism in Eukaryota, Metazoa, Nematoda, Chromadorea, Rhabditida, Strongylidae.
AUGGGGGCGGCUGCAUCGGGAGUCUCAACGCAAAUGCAGGCAGAACAUGACCCAAACGCAAAUUUUCCAUGGUGGGUUCGAUUCCUUGCCAAAGGAGUUGGGAUUGUCGGUGGAUUCCUAGCAAUAUUUUUUGGAGCGCUUGGCCUUGUGUCGCUUUCGGCUACAUGUAUCAUAGCUGUGUUACUACAAAUGGUUUUUGGUUUUUUGGUUAUCGCACUGGAAGCUCCUUUCUGCUGUGCAUUCGUAGAUUUUAUUGAAAAACUUGCACAAUUCAGUGAAUCCCGAAAACAUUGGCACAAAGCCGCAUUGUAUGGAGCGUGA